This is a messenger RNA of Puma concolor (puma), 874 nucleotides long. Lineage: Eukaryota; Metazoa; Chordata; Mammalia; Carnivora; Felidae. The record is from RefSeq and is a predicted model, not a curated record.
AUGCACAACCGGGACUCAGGCGCCUCUCCGGGAGCGGACCCAGGCUCGGAGACCCGGACGCUGGGACAGGCAGCUCGCCGACCACCCCCGCCACGCGCGGGCCGCGGCGUCCCUCGCAAGACCCGCCUGCCGCCCCAGGGACGCCCGAGCGGCGCCUCCCCGAGGCGGAUGCCUACCCGGGAGAGCCCCAAGACCCGCGGCUAUCGGGGGGAUCUGCAGACCCGCCCGCCUGGCCCUGGGCCCCCCCUGCAGCGACUGGUGCCUCCAGUCCAGGAAGCCAGCCCUCCCCGCGCUCUGUGCGAGCCUCAACCAGGAGCCCACAGGGCCAGACCCAAGAAGAUUGUGUUUGAGGAUGAGCUGCCCUCCCGGGCCCUCUUGGGCACCAAGAAGCCUAUUGAAGCCAUCCCUGGGGGGCGUAGGCCAAGGCCCCACCCAGUGCCCGACUAUGAGCUUAAGUACCCACAAGUGAGGAGUGAGAGGGAACGGAGCCGCUAUGUUGCAGUCUUCCAGGACCAGUACACAGAGUUCUUGGAGCUCCAGCAAGAGGUGGGCUGUGCCCGGGCAAAACUCCAACAGCUGGAGACCUUGCUGAACUCACUGCCGAGGCCCCGAAGCCAGAAGGAGGCCCAACUUGCCGCCCGAGUCUGGAGGGAAUUUAAGAAGAAACAGACGGACCCCAGCUUCCUGGACAAGCAGGCUCGCUGCCACUACCUGAAGGGCAAACUAAAGCACCUCAAGAUACAGAUCCAGAAAUUUGACGAGCAAGGAGACCAGAAGAGUUCCGUGUACUUCUGAGCGCCCCGGCAGACAGGCAGAGGGACACAUCGGGGUGGGGGGGCCGCCCUGCCCUUGCCUCUCUUCCUACCUCCUGGCC